CGGUUAAAAAUUAUGCAAUCAAUCACAAGUGUAAUUUUCAUUGUUGCCUAUUGCUGUGCUUUUGUAGUGGCACAUAGUGUACCAGAAAGAAAUGUAAUUGAAAAUGGGAGCCACAAAGCACUCAUUGUGCAGCAGAAUUUCAAAAAAGGAUCACAGGGCUUAUUAUUAUUUAUAUUUGCUCAAAUUGAAGCCCAAAUACAAAAGGAAUGUGGAAACAUUGUUAUUUUCAUUGAAAGGUUUUUAUGUGCCGAACCUAUUUUAGUAUCACAAAUAUUUGCAAAUGUAUUGGCCAUUUUUUAUGAAUAUAAUACAUUCGAUAAUCGUGCAACAACAGAUUGUGCAGCGGAAUUUCGGAAAAAAAUUCCAGCAAUAUUUACAAAAAUUGUAGACAGAAUAGAAAAAGAAUGCGGAAACAUUUCGCUUCUUCUUGGCAAAUUAUCAUGUGCAAAACCAAUUUUGGUAUCAGAAAUAUUGUCCAAUGUAUUAACCAUAUUUGAUGAUUGUGUAGGAAACUUUAUCAAAUAA
This is a messenger RNA of Chrysoperla carnea, 525 nucleotides long. RefSeq lists its product as uncharacterized. The transcript has 4 exons. The record is from RefSeq and is a predicted model, not a curated record. The coding region runs from base 13 to 525 and encodes 170 amino acids. NCBI's taxonomy places the organism in Eukaryota, Metazoa, Arthropoda, Insecta, Neuroptera, Chrysopidae.